Molecule: messenger RNA, 2313 nt
Organism: Knipowitschia caucasica
Lineage: Eukaryota; Metazoa; Chordata; Actinopteri; Gobiiformes; Gobiidae
Source: the annotation of a GenBank genome assembly
AUGAUCCUGACCUGUGUGUGGUUUUGGACAAAUGGAUCCACACGGGAGCAGUCACGUGGGAACGCACUGUUUGGGACGCGCGUCGUGAGAAGGCUGCUUUCAGCUGCCAAGAGGAAAAUGUCCAAAAUCCACAGUGAAAAGUCAUUCAUCUCGAGACACAAGCUGUCGAUCCACUCCACAGAUGACGAGCUCGCCGUCAUCGAGAAUGGAGAGAGCAGAGCUCAUUCGUUGUGUGAGGAAGCACCAGACGCACUGUCCAUCCGACCUGCCUUCACCGGGGCCGGAGCCAUGGCACGGCUGUGUCACCUCUUCCCCAUGCUGUGCUCGUGGGUCACACGCAGACCACACCUGGAGGAGGAGCGCCAUGACUCCUUCCUGGACAGAUUCAAAGCUCCAGAUCUCAAAGACGCCACGAGUCGAGGAAGCAACGCCACACAAUCUGUGGGGCCCAACGAGGCUGCACGCAAGAGCAAUCUUGCAAACAAGUGGCCUUUGGCAGCUUACAACAUGAAUAACUGCAACAACACAGAUGACAAAAAGGAGGAGAAAAAAGAGGAGAUUAAAAAGGACGAGGAGAAAAAGGACGAAAAGAAAGAAGAGAAAAAGGAGGACGAGAAAAAGGACGAGAAAAAGGAUGAAAAGAAAGACGAGAAAAAGGACGAAAAGAAAGACGACAAGAAAGAUGACAAAAAGAAAGAGGAGCCUCCGAAAGAAAUCUGGAUUAUGGACCCGUCUGCAGAUAUGUAUUACCGCUGGUUGACGGUCAUCGCAUUACCAGUUUUCUAUAAUCUGAUCUUGAUCGUAACGAGAGCGUGUUUUAAUGAGCUGCAGAACUCCUACACAAAACUGUGGAUUUUCCUGGAUUACACCUCAGACAUAAUCUACUACACAGACACGUUUGUCCGCUCCAGAACCGGCUACUUGGAACAAGGGCUGCUGGUCAAAGAUGCCAAGAAGCUGCGAGCCAAAUACAGAACCACGCCUCAGUUCAAAUACGACAUGAUUUCUAUGAUCCCGACUGACCUGCUGUUUUUAAAAUUCGGAUUCAACAACCCGGAGUUUCGAUUCAACCGCCUCUGUAAAAUCGCCAGGCUUUUUGAGUUCUUUGAGCGGACAGAAACCAGAACCAGCUUCCCAAACUUUUUCCGAAUCAGCAAUCUUGUGCUCUACAUCCUGAUUAUUAUCCACUGGAAUGCUUGCAUGUUUUUCGCCAUCUCAAAAACAAUUGGAUUUGGGACGGACACUUGGGUUUAUCCGAAUAUCAGCCACCCCGAGCAUGGACGAUUGGCAAGGAAGUACAUUUACUCCUUAUAUUGGUCCACUUUAACACUGACAACCAUCGGAGAAACACCUCAGCCGGUUCGCGAUAUUGAGUUUCUGUUCGUCAUCGCCGAUUUUCUCACCGGUGUGCUGAUUUUUGCUAGUAUCGUCGGUAACGUGGGUGCUAUGAUCUCCAACAUGAAUGCCUCCCGUGCUGAAUUCCAAGCCAAAAUCGAUUCAAUCAAGCAAUACAUGCAGUUUCGAAAGGUCACCAAGGAUCUCGAGGCCAGGGUGAUCAAGUGGUUCGACUAUUUGUGGACUGAGAAAAAGACGUGCGACGAGAAGGAAGUGCUCAAGAACUUACCUGAUAAACUGAAAGCCGAGAUCGCAAUCAACGUCCAUUUAGAUACGUUGAAAAAAGUGCGUAUUUUCCAGGAUUGCGAAGCAGGCUUGUUGAUUGAGUUGGUGCUAAAACUGCAACCGCAAGUCUUCAGUCCGGGCGAUUAUAUUUGCAAGAAAGGCGAUAUUGGAAGAGAAAUGUAUAUUAUCAAAGAGGGGAAGCUAGCUGUGGUCGCUGACGAUGGGGUCACGCAGUUUGUAGUUCUCAGUGACGGGGCGUACUUUGGAGAAAUUAGUAUUUUAGGAAUCAAAGGUAGUAAAGCUGGAAACAGGAGAACCGCAAAUAUUAGAAGCGUGGGCUACUCUGAUCUAUUCGCCCUUUCCAAAGACGAUCUGGUGGAAGCUUUAACCGAGUACCCCGAUGCUAAAAAGGCUCUGGAGGAGAAAGGUAAAGCCAUUCUGAUGAAAGAUAACCUUAUCGAUGAGGCGGUCGCCAAUGCUGGAGCGGACCCCAAGGAUCUGGAAGAGAAAAUAGUGAAAUUGCAGACAAACUUGGAUUCAAUGCAGUGGAAGUUCGCGCAGCUCAUGGCGGAGUUCACCUCGACUCAAUCCAGGAUGAAGCAAAGAGUCACAGAGAUGGAGGCGAAAGUGAAAGCCAUAAAACCGGAGGAUCUGUCUGAGGUGGCGGCCGACAAGGACAAAAAAGUACAGUAA